AUGGUGGACUACUCAAAGUGGGAACGGCUGCAGGUUUCUUCUUCCGACGAAGAAGAAGUUGGAGGGAAGCCGCGCGUCCGUCGUUUCGAGGAGAAGCAGCGUGUGACGGUCGGCCCAGAGGGCGUCUUCAUCGAGGGCAAAGAGGACUCCAAAGUCGAGGAACUGGGCGAUGCAGAAGACGCAUGGACAGAAGAGAUGGACGCAGGCGACGGAGACACCGCAGCAGAAGAAGCGUUCGAAGACGCCCACGAAUGGCCGCGGUGCGGCUUCCUUCCGUCCGCGAGCUUCGCCUCCCCGAGCGGCGAGGAGCCUCAACGCAAAGGCCUGGGGAGCCGCGCGCCCCCCUCGGCAUCUUCGUCUGCUUCGGCUGUCUCCUCACCUCAGCAGAAGCGCGAAGACGAGGCGCUGUUGAUUCGGAACGGCGGCGUCGUGGAGGGCCGAUACUGGUGGAGUCAGACGCAACAUGAAGUGACGGUGGACGUGAGACUGCCAGAAGGCGUUCGCGCGAAGGAGGUGAAAGUCGACAUCCACGAAGACGGCUUGACCUGCCAGUGCCGCGGCGCGCCGGUGCUUCAGGGCGCGUUUCCCCACAAAGUCGAGGCCGACGAAGAAUUGUGGUUCUGGGAGCUCCUCGAAAAGAAGGUGAACUGGCGGCGGCUCGCGCAACUCGCCAAAGAUGUCAACGGGCAAAGCGAGGAGAGAACGCCAGCGACCGACGGAACCGGAGCCGGAGCCGACGCUUGUCCGACGCCAGAGUCUCGCGCCGCCGACCAGACGGAGAAGGAAGCGCAAAACCUCACAGAAACAGAGGGAGAAGCCGCUGGAGAAGGACAGGAGGAAGUCGCUGUGUUUCUGGAGAUAAACUUGAGAAAGAAACCGGAAGUCGCCGGAACCUAUGUUUGGUGGAACUGCGUCGUCAAGGGAGACCCGUCCGUGAACGUGGAGAAGUUGCCUGGCCGAGCGGCGAAGGCGGCGACGACGAAGAAUUUCAAAACUGCUUGGGAGAAGGCUCACCAAAUGUUUCUUGAAAAACUGAAGAGCGAACCUCGAGAGCUCAUGGAAGUCUAA
Toxoplasma gondii ME49 is the source of this 1068-nucleotide messenger RNA. RefSeq lists its product as hypothetical. Gene Ontology annotation, cellular component: cytoplasm. NCBI's taxonomy places the organism in Eukaryota, Apicomplexa, Conoidasida, Eucoccidiorida, Sarcocystidae. The transcript has 2 exons. The record is from RefSeq and is a predicted model, not a curated record. The coding region runs from base 1 to 1068 and encodes 355 amino acids. Gene Ontology annotation, biological process: protein folding.